Molecule: messenger RNA, 1143 nt
Organism: Colias croceus (clouded yellow)
Lineage: Eukaryota; Metazoa; Arthropoda; Insecta; Lepidoptera; Pieridae
Gene: Rbp1
Product: RNA-binding protein 1-like
Exons: 4
Coding region: 152-589 (145 amino acids)
Biological process (GO): mRNA splicing, via spliceosome
Cellular component (GO): nuclear speck
Molecular function (GO): RNA binding
Source: RefSeq, a predicted model, not a curated record
GUCGCCACGCUUAUUGCGAAGUUGUAGAAAAGAAAAGAAUAUUAUUUGACUACAAUACAAGUACAAUUGCAACUGUUUAAAUAGUGUUAUCUCAUAAUCUUUUUUAUAUCUGACUUUCUACAUAAAUUUGUGGUUAAUAUUAAUCAGCAAGAUGUCUCGCUAUCGCGAAUGGGACCUCUCGUGCAAAGUAUACGUUGGAAAUUUAGGAACCAAUGCGUCAAAGUAUGAAAUUGAAAAAGUAUUUUCCAAAUAUGGCAGUAUCAGAAACGUAUGGGUUGCAAGAAAUCCACCUGGUUUCGCGUUUGUUGAGUUCGAAGAUCCCCGCGACGCAGAGGAUUCAGUCAGAGGCUUGGAUGGCACACGAUGCUGUGGCACAAGAAUCAGGGUAGAAAUGUCAAAUGGUCGAACAAGAAGGGAUCGCAGGUCCAUUUUAUCAACCAACCACCAACACACCAACGACCUCACCACAUCUCUUCACAACUACGGCUUUAUUACCGCGAACGUCGCCCCGAACUGCGAACACAAACAACGCGCAGCCGAAGCCUACGCGAACUACGCCCCAAUUAUCCUCAUGACAGCUAUCACCUAAUCCCGAGCCUCCCUUAUGGACUCACACAUUAGGAACCGACCAAUCCUCAUUGCGAUCCCGACGCUUCACCGACUGCACACUAAACAACGGGGCACCAAUAUAGAAAUACAACAGCUCAGCUCUUCCCAUUUUUGACAACUUCCGGUUAAGUCAUCAUUUGAAGAUAUCGCCUUUCCCCCUUCGGCCACAGCAGCCUCGACGAACUCCAGGCUCACCAAGUCUCGGUACUUUUUAAAUCCUAUACUUAGCACUGCCUUACCUUGUAUACCUGUAUUUAGCACUAGUGGCGAUUACAGACCGAUUAUGACAGUAAAUACGUGUGAUUAAGUACAAUUGAUUUUUGUGUAUAGUUAAAUUGUAACGCGUUACUUACAUACUGGGUUGGGCGGGAGAUACACAUUACUGUAAUGUGAAUAUGUUCUUACUAAAGUAUAACAGCAUAUUUAGAAUUAAAACACAACUUGCCUAGCGGCUAACACACAAGAGUUUAUAAUUUAGUAGGGACAUAUCCGCGUUCCGCGCCCGCCCAGUCACAAUCUGAUAUGUGCCUGGUC